AUGUCCACCACAUCAUCAGUCAGUUCAACCGCUGCUGCGAGCACAAAUGCUUCCAAGGGACUCAACGAUGGAGAAGUGGCUGGAGUAGCCAUCGGGUGCUUGAUCGCUGGACUUAUCAUCGGAACAAUUAUCGGCUGGCUGAUCUUCCGAUCCAAGGGCCAACAGCGAUAUGCCAGACAAAGGCGUCGGAGUGAAGACCGGGGAAGACUGGUGGACCAUCCAAGGGAAGCCAAUGCGGUACCCCUAGGGAUAUCUGGUGAUCCCAUGAAACUGGAAAACAUCAUACUGCAGCCCACGCCAGACCAAGACAUACUUUCAGGCUUGAGACGCCUUGAGGACAUCAUCAGGCAGCACGUCGAGACCGUCUAUCAUCUCAAGCCAGUGGAUGUUGAGGAAAAGGCGUUAGCCUGCGCGCUUGCUGAUGCUGGGUACAGCAGCUCCCGUUCGGGGAUCGACAUCGAGACUGUUGCUGGCUGGUGCAACGAGAUCGACACUCGGUGUGGUGCCCUCAGACAUGUCCUUUCUAAUAUCCUGUUCAGCGCCAUCGAUUGGAACAAUCCUGGGCCACUGACAUUGCUUCCGGAGUCAGCUGUUGCCUUUAUGAGCUCAGUCCGCCGGAAUGAAAAGCAUCGAGACAACGUUAAUGUCAUGUCGUUUGCUUGGACCCGAUGGCGUACACUAUCAGCGCUAUUCAUGCACCCUGCGCCUCAUGAAAGGACCCCUCUCGAUUUAUCUGAGCCUGAUAUCCGGGAUCAGGCGGAGGCUCUUGCGAAAGCCUUGGAUCCAGUCCUACAUUACUUUGUGGCGCCGGAUGAUGAGAGUCAACAUCAGCAAGGUGAUCAUCUUCGUUUAAUGAUUAUUGAGACUGCUAAGCUCGGCUACACUUUGUUUUCUCAUACGAGUGAUUGGAAGUUUCUGUACAAGGAUAGAUCGGCAAAGAGACGCCCUGUCGUAUGCGUUGGGUUGGAGAAACUGAACGGCCUGGAUGGGCAUCGUUUUAGUUCCCCACAGCGGAUUGUAGAGCCUCACCUGAUUUCUUGA
This is a messenger RNA of Fusarium graminearum PH-1, 1041 nucleotides long. RefSeq lists its product as uncharacterized. The transcript has 2 exons. Bases 1 to 1041 code for a protein of 346 amino acids. The record is from RefSeq and is a predicted model, not a curated record. Lineage: Eukaryota; Fungi; Ascomycota; Sordariomycetes; Hypocreales; Nectriaceae.